UUAUUAAAGAUUAUUUAAGAUACAUAUUAAUUCAAUUACAUUGCAAUAUAAAUAUUACAUUCCUUCCUAUAUGACAUUCUAAAUAAUUAGAUAAUUUAGGUUUAAAGUAUUAACAUUACUGUAAAAUGUAAUAUGAUUAUUUGACGCAUUCACAAAGAUAUUGUAGCUGAUGUUAUCAGAUACUGACCAAAAUUAAAUACGAAAUCGAAAUAACAUUGAUAGUUCUCAUAUCAUGCAUUGCACAAUCUAAAUUUUUAUAGAAAUUCUGUAGAAACAAUUCGGUAGAAACAUUAUUAUCUAAAAUAUAGAAAAUUAUUUGUUGGCAGGUGUUAAAGGCCCGUACUUUUAAACCUUUAUUUUAAAAAAAGAACAUAAGAUUGAGCAUGUGUAUAUUAUAUAAAAUACUCCUUUUAUCGUCCCAUAACACACCUUGCUUAAUUGACCUUAUAAUUCGUUACAUAUUGAACGCAAACCUAAUCUAACCCAUGUCUACAUAUAUAUAACUGUGGUUUUUUAUGUAUAUCUAAAAACCACGAUAAAGAAUAAUACAGUUUAACGUAUAAUUAACCACGGUUACUAUUAUUACGUAAUAAUCAAAUUAUUGAUUCAAAGAUUAAUUUUAAAUCAGGAGGCAAAAUCUUUCAAACGCACGCAAUGUUUAAAAACGUUGAAGUUGAACAAAUUCGAUUAUGAUAACAGUUUUUGCUACCUGUAAAUAUAUAUUAUUAUGAAUUUUGAAAAAAUAUUUCAUACAGAUAUCUUAUACAUGUUUAUACGUUUAUAUAAUCCGUACAUUUUUAUAUCCUUUUUAUCACAAAUACGUAAAAAUCUACAAUUUAACGAUGAACUACUAGAUUUAUGACAAAUUCCUUUUUAAACGACAAGAUUUUAAGCGAAUAUUAUUUUGAUACCUUUUAACAUUGAAUUUUAACAAAUUACCACACGUGGACUUUCUUGAGGAAUCUAUUCUCUGAAUUUCACAUUUAACACAACUUUAGUGGAUUUAGAGAUUCGCCCAUCCUUUGAAAAAUCGAUUUGCCCCUUUUUCAUCCCUUUAGGAGUUGAAUUUCGAAAGACCACGAGACACGAGCGUGUUCAUUUUUAACGAGCAGUUCAUUUGCCGAGCCUCAAAUUUCCAGCUUUAGCGAAUAUAGGGUUACGGUUACCCUUUAAGAAAACAACUUACUCCCCUUUUCACCCCUAACGUGGUUGAAUUUUGAAAUAUGCUCAAAUACGUUUAUUUAUUUUUAAUGAGGAGCUCGAAAUGUUGAAUUUCGCGUCUGCAAUAUUAGCAAUUCGUGAAAUAUGAGUGUCCUUUAAAAAAAAAUUUGACCUCCUUUCUACCCCUUCAGGGUUUGUAUCUCCAAAAAUUCGACCUUAUCGCAACGUCUAAAAAGAAGUAUACUAUCCAAAUUUCACGUUUCCACGCACAACGGUGUGGGCUUGGCGUUGAUGAAUCGGUCAGUUAGCUUUGUUUUUUAUAUUCAGCUAUAGAUUCCAAAUAAUUUAUUUUUAUAUACACACCGAUUUCUCAGAAUUGGCAACAAAUGUUGUAGUGAUCUGUUUCACACAAGAACCGUUCCCCGUAUCCCUAAAACUUCAUUCGCAGGUCAAAAGCCAGACAAGAAACGGAAAUGUUGCCCCUUUCUCUAGUUUGAAUGCCAUUGCCAGCAUUCAGCGGAGACUUUGUCCGUCAAGGAUAUUGAACUUCGACAAUCCGAACGGUUCGAGUACCCUCAUUUAUACUAUGAACUGAAAACUUCUAAGAGGUCCUCGAUAGCUCCAUAAUCGCUAAUGCAAGGACAGGAUUUUAUUCCGUGCUUGCAUUGCAUUGACGUGUUCCAAUUUUUUUCUCGUAUAUUCUUAUGCUGAUUUCGCGUUCAUUUCUUGAUAAUGUCAGCUUCCAUCGUUCCAACUCGAAUAGCUUACUAGACGAACUCUGUUAUAACGAUCGUAUGGAAUCUAGAUAUCUGUAGACACGUUUUAUGAAUAUAUUGUAUAUGCUGUGCGAAACAUUUUGAGAUUUCAUUAGCAUUAUUAGGGGACUCGACUAAUUAAUCAUUGUAACGUAAAAAUAUUUCAGUCUUCGCUUCUUAUUUGGUUUUGCCUAAAGAAUUACUUAAUUAUUGAUUAAACAGAAAUUCUGUAUAUAAUUAUAAUAUUAUACACAUAUAAUUAUUUAACAACAAAUUUAUGAAGGAUUCUUUCUAAUUUGACUUUUGCCGAAGAUAUUUCUAAAAUCAUAAAUAAAGUAACACAGACAUCAUGUUUAGUGUCUCUGUGGAAUUCAUGUCAAUGCUAUCGGGAAUAUAAACGUGCUCGGAAUAAUACAGAUAAUUAGAAUGGAUAGAAGACAAAAAAUACUUACUACGUGCAAAUAUACGAAUGGUGUAUAUAUGAAAUAUACGUUUCUUCAAGUAAAACUUUAAUCGCAUUAUACAUAUACUUAUACGAAAUUUUUUCCAUAUUAAUUAAUUUCAUUAUCUUAGAUUUAUAGAAAUGAUUAAUUUUAGAAUUCUAAAAUACUUAAAGUAAAAUAAAUUGUAGUGUCUUAUUACGUUCUAAAUCUUAAUAUUAUUAAACGACAUAGCACGCUCGAUGCAAACUAUAAUAUAGCGAUUAAGAUAAAACUUAUUUUAUUAGGUCUAGAACGAUGACAAUGCAAAACACAUAUUGAAUAUGCAUGGCGGUUGUGUGCACUGUCGGUCUUUCUAUCGUAUGCAAAAACGAGAGUUCUCGUAUCGAAUGUUUAAAAUGCCAAUACUUCAUAUACCGUUCAAUAGCUUUGUAAAGUAAUCGUGUUAGUAGCGAACUAAAAUGAAAAUCCAUUUUCUACACAAGAAUUUAUUACCUAUGAAUAUUUUCGUUAAUAUCGUAUAAAUUAAUUUUCAAACAAAGAAUAUUCAUAAAAUUAUAUCAUUUAAGUCGUUUCGUCGCUAAAUAAUGCGUCAAUAGAAUAUAUGCGCAAUAGUAGAAUGUUAUUCGUUCAUCGUUAAGAGUACAAAUGUUAAGUGUACGAUUAUAGAAAAGAAAUACAAUACUUCGCAAAGAAUUAAAUUUUUUCUUUUUGUCUAUAAUUGCAUAGUUAAUAUUUCUAACAUUAACGUAACAUACGUACAACAAAAUGAUGAUUUUAACAGGGAUAUUUUAACAACGAAAUGAAUGAAAUAACAUAAUUUCGCGAAAAUGUUUAGUGCUAAAAUACGAGUCGCGGAGUAUUGAAACCUUAAAGGAAAGCAGAGGGAAAUACCAAAAAUGGUAGAGAAUCUUCUUACCAACCCAAGCGUGGAAGUAAAAUGGCAAGUAGGGUAGGAAUCACUGUGAAGGGUGGGUCACGGAUGGCGCCACAGUAAAAGCAACCAACCACCCCCGCUGCAACUCUAGGCAAAGCGAGGUGCGGCGUGGCGAGAGCUGCAAAUUCACCCCCGUAAAGCGAUCCGCCACCAAGGGGUUUGGAAAGUCGCCAUUUCUGUCUAACUCCGCAGUCGCUAUAUUCACGUUUUAAUACCAAUGAAAUGUCAAGGCACGUUGCGCGUUAUAGACUCGCCGACGUUGUCGAGCUGUUCGGUGACUUCGUAAGCGUCACGUUGUUGCGGGUCCUCGGGACCUCGUUGGUCGCGCUUCUACUCGGGCUUCUGUUUGUACUCGUGCUCGUGCUCGUAAUCGUGCUCGUGUACGUGCUCGUGUACGUGCCUCUGCUCACGGUCGUGUUCAUGAUUGCGUUUGUGAAGUUCCUCGUCUUCGUAUCCGUGCCCGUGCCCGUGCUUCUUCAACUCGUGCUCGUGCUCGUGCCCGUGCUUGCUACUUCAGGAAUUUCGAGUCGAUCUACUCGAGCAAUUAACUCUGCCGAUUAAGCUUUGAACUAGACGCACGACAAACGAUUAAGAAAGAAAAAGGAAAAGAAAAACGGAACGAGAACAAGGAAAGAAGGUUGAGCCUAAAGUAACCGCAAGCCCCCAGUGAACCAGUAGGUAAAUCUGCCAGUCUUCCUCGGUGAUUCCUUGACCUUGACACUCGAACCGACGGUGUAUCAACGAAAGUAACUACUAGGCGAAGCAGGCAAGCUACGAGUACGACCGCCCGAAUUCUGGCUGAACAGAGAGAGCCCUUGAUCAAAAUCUUAUAUGCUACGAACGACGGUCAGGUAAAAGAAAUCGUUCGUCGGAGACCGCCGCCAAAUCGGUUCACGAUGAGCGAACAAGAUGUGGAUGACGUUGCCUUUCUGACAGGAGACAGUAACACAGGAUUGCACAAACGUAGUAUUUAUGAGCACAAUGGAAUUGUGUGUUCUCAAAAAAGGGCUCUCUGCGUAGCUACCGUUGUUUUUGCGAUCCUUUUCUCCAUAUCACUCAUCAUUGCCUUCGCGGGACCACAAAAUGACUGCCCUUGUGCUGGAGAGAAGCCACCCAAUCUGGAAAUCGAAGACGAUGAAAAAAGUAGCGAGCCUCUUGCAACUAAUGGAGAGGUGUUUCCUUGGAAUAACGUGAGGCUACCUACGUUUGUGCAUCCUACUAGGUACAAUAUCACUAUCCAUCCAAAUCUUACCACCUUAGAUGUAAAAGGACAGGUCACAAUCGAAUUCUAUGUCGAUAAAGAGACCAACUAUAUCGUCUUCCAUAGUAAAAAUUUGACAAUAAAUGAGAAAAUGAUUCAGGACCGUAAAGGCCACAGAUUAAAAAUUGCAAAGUUACUGGAAUAUCCGAAACAUCAACAGUUGUAUUUAGAACUGGAAGAGAGUAAAUUUCGGAAGAGAGGGAAUUACACAGUACACUUGAGGUUUAUCUCGAAACUGACGAGUGAACUCGAAGGAUUUUAUCUUAGCAGCUAUGUCACCCCAGAAGGAGAAAAGAGGUACCUCGCCACGACUCAUUUCGAACCUACGUAUGCACGCUCGGCAUUCCCAUGCUUUGACGAGCCACAAUUUAAGGCCAAAUUUAAGGUUUCGAUAUUUAGGGACAGAUUUCAUAUCGCGCUAUGCAAUAUGCCUGUGAUAAACACCGAGGAUGCUGGAUUUUACAUGGGCACCGGACUGCUUCGCGAUGAUUUUCAAGAAUCUGUAGAAAUGUCGACGUACCUGGUAGCUUUCGUGGUUUGUGACUUCAAACGAGUCUCCGAAUUGACUAAAAGGAAUAUUUCCGUGAGUGUUUAUGCAGCAGAGACGAUGCUUCCACAGGCAAAAUAUGCGGUAACUACAGCUGCUCGUACAAUGGAUUACUUUGAAUCUUUUUUCGGAGUACAUUAUCCAUUGCCUAAACAAGACUUAAUAGCUAUUCCUGACUUUGCCGCUGGUGCAAUGGAAAACUGGGGCCUAAUCACGUACCGAGAAACAUCAAUACUUUAUGAUCCACAAGAGACAUCAACCAAUGCUCACGAGUGGGUCGCUAUAGUUGUCGCUCAUGAAUUAGCUCAUCAAUGGUUUGGUAAUCUCGUCACUAUGAAAUGGUGGAACGAUUUAUGGUUAAACGAAGGAGCGGCCAGUUUCUUCGAAUACAAAGGAGUGAAUCAUAUCUCACCUGAGUGGAGCAUGAUGGAUCAGUUUAUUUUAGACAAAACUCAACCAGCACUUGAUCUCGAUGCUUUGGCAAGCAGCCAUCCCAUAAGCGUGCCGGUUAAAGAUCCAAAUGAAAUCGAAGCUAUAUUCGAUGAUAUCAGUUAUAGUAAGGGCGCCUCCAUACUCAAUAUGCUUGAGGGGUUUCUGUGCGAGGAUGUUCUGAAAAGUGGAUUGAACGACUAUCUGAAUUCGCACGCGUAUGGAAAUGCGGACACGAACGACCUCUGGGCGGUCUUUACAAAACAUACAAAUAAUACUUUUGACGUAAAAGCUAUUAUGGAUACAUGGACCCAACAAAUGGGUUUUCCUCUGAUUACGAUCACACGUAAUGGGAAUACCAUCACAGCAACUCAGAAGAGAUUUCUAAUUUCGCCAAAAGAAAAUGAUACAGAACUGCAAGAAUCAAAAUCGCCCUUUGACUACAAGUGGUAUGUCCCGUUGAGCUACUACACAGACAAAGAACCGCGCAAGCUUCACAACAUAUGGAUGAAUUUAACCGAUGUAACGUUCGAAAUACCUGCCGACGUGGAAUACAUAAAAUGCAAUGUGAAUCAAAGUGGAUUUUACCGUGUAUCUUACCCGGAAGAGAUGUGGUCAUCAAUCAUCACUACAUUAUUGAAUAAUCACACCAAGUUUAGUCCAGCGGACCGUGCUAAUCUUAUUGACGAUGCGUUUACGCUUUCCGAAACAGGCGAGUUGAACGCUACCGUACCUCUUGAAUUAUCUCUUUAUCUUUUGAAUGAGAGAGAUUAUGUGCCAUGGACUACUGCACUGGGAUAUUUACAUUCUUGGAAAGAUAGAUUAAGCGAAAGUCCCGGAUAUAAAAGAUAUAUCACAUUCUUGAAGCUUUUGUUAACUCCAGUUAUCAAAUACGUCGGUUGGGCAGACGAGGGAUCGCAUUUGAAAAAGUUAUUAAGAAUUGCAGUGCUUCAAUCAGCUGUAUCAGUAAAAUUGGACGAUGUUGUAAAACCAGCAAAAAACCUUUUCGAAGACUGGAUGUUAAAAGGCAAACGAAUUGCCCCAAAUAUACGAGACGUCGUAUACGUUGCAGGAAUCAAAUUUGGUGGUGAGAAAGAGUGGAAUCAUUGUUGGAAAAAUUAUCAAGAAACUCAGGUACCAAGCGAGAAACGAAUAAUGUUGCAAGCGUUAGGAGCGACGACAGAUUCUUGGUUGCUACAACGUUACCUUUUACGAUCGUUAGAUCGAGAUAUGGUGAGAUCACAAGACGUUGAAACUGUUAUAGCCUCUGUCGCUACCAAUCCCGAGGGUCAAUUCCUUGCAUGGCGUCAUCUCAAAGCUUACUGGCCUCAGAUACAUGUUUUAUUCGGAAAUGGAUCGCUGACCAUGGGUAGUCUUAUAUCUGUUGUAAUUUCUGACUUUUUCACGGAAUACGACUACCACGAGGUUUCGGAAUUCUUUAAGGAAGUGGAUGUCGGAAGUGGUCGGGGAGCAUUAGAACAAAGCCUAGAAACAAUCAAGUUCAAUAUACAUUGGGUAAAACAGAAUGCAGAUGUCGUUGAUCGAUGGCUCAUAAAUUAUUUGGACAGUCACACAAGUUAACCCUUUGUUUAUCGGGAAUGGGACACGAAUGACGCGAAAUUAUCAUCCAUACAUUUCGUAACAAUACUUACGUUUUUCAUGGUGCUCAUCGAUACAUGAUAUCUUCGUGUGACACGAUAUAGUCUAAGAAAAAAGUAAGACGUUUGUUACUAUCCAAAAGGUAACCGUUUAUUUACCACUUAGUUAGGUAUAUACAUAAUAAUUCGCAGAUCAAAAAUGACCCAUUUCCGUCGUACCCAUCAAAAGAUUCUUCUCAUCGGUUAAAAAUCAAUGAUCCUUCAACGGACGAAGGAUCGACCGAUACUUUGUCGAGUUGCGAGGCCUCUUGCACAAUAAUUUACCAACUAAUAAUAUUAGUCAUUUGACAAUUUACAUUCUAGACUCUACAUUCUAAAUUAUUCCACAAUUUUACAAUUUAUUCGUCAAAUAGGAAAUGAUUUGUAAAAUUCACUCUUAACAUUUCAUUUCUUUUAUUAUCAAAUUUCUUAAUAUGAUACAAGAGAGUUUAUUAAUGAUAUUACACAAUGGUUUGUACUUUGUAACUUGUAAAGUUGCACUAAUAUCAGUUCAAUCGUGUAGGAGUGCCAAGAAGUAUUAAACUCAUACCAAAGUUCGUACUAUCUGAUUUUUGUCCGUUGGAAGAAAUCUUUCGAUGAAUCGAAACAAAGCCGAAUUGUUUAUAUGUAACACAUUAUACACCGAUUUAUACGCACUUUCGAAAGUAUUUAUUUAUUAUACACGCAGUGCGUGCAGAUUGGAUUUAUUAUAUAUAAAUAGAGAGAGAGCGAGAGAGAGAGAGAGAGAGAGAGAUUAUAGCGAGGAGAGAACAACGUUGUUCCUAGGGUAGUCGCUAACCCAUCGAAUUUUUCCGGGAAGAAGAAAAGGGCUAACGACGUACGCCUAUUAACGUUGACACUUUAGUCUCCCAAAUAAUACUAUACUUUAUUACAAGGAGUGACAGUUAGUUAUCUCCACGUGAUGCCCAAGCCCCAUUCCUGAUCCAUCCAGUACAGUAAUUCAACGGAAUGCUGAAGAUUUGACGAGAAACGCUACUUAACAUAUUUCACGAGUCAGCCCUAAGCUCUAUAUUAAAAGAAAGAGUAGCUAUAAAUACGAUCAGUAAUACAGAAUAAUAUUUUGGCCUGUGCUAGAGUACGUAAGAUUUUUAUUCCGUUUAACGUUUAUUGUAUAUAUACAAGUAUAAAGUUACAAGAUAUUUACAUGAUUAUUUUAUUGAUACAAAAUUUUUGUAGCGGUAAAUGUCAAUUGUACAGUCAGUAAAAAAAGAAAAAAUUAACGAAUUACAUUAUAAUAUGUAAUAUAAUCGAUGACGAUCAUUAGAAAUCCAUUUUUCGAUGAAACUCAGCUGCUCUUAUAAAGGAUAGUGUGAUUCGCUGUAAAUACAUAAAAAAGAAAAUCAAGGAACGACGUUAAAUUGGGUUAGUACUAAUCAAGUAAUUACGGAAAAUGCCCGAAACGAUUGUUAUGAACAGUCAGUUAAUAUAAGUAGCAUAUCAAUAUUGGAGAAGUGUUCGACAGAUUAAUUCGGCCAAAUCUUUCGUCAAAACAGAAUUCUAGUUUCGUGGGAACGGCGAUCCGACAGAGAAGAUUUGGCCUCGAGAGAAAGAACAUAUUACGAGGAUUGUAUCGUCCCUCGGAAAUAAUCGCGAAAAAUUGAUGUACCGUGUGUGUCGUGUAUUUAUUAUUACCGCAGAACACUGGAUGCGCGGGAUAUGUCUCGCGUGGAGCUGAUCAUUCUCCAUGUGAAGUAGCAUAAUAGAGAAUCGGAUAUUUUAUUAUGAAAAAGUAUAUAAAUUUAUGUAUGUAAUCUUGUGAUGCUUUGUAUGGUAUGUACAUAUUAGCGUAAGAGAAUUGUGUGCUCUGUGUGAUCGGAUAUAUUUAAAAGAAAAGGUAUCUAGAUGCAUACAAAAUAUGUUAAUGCCAAAGUUAACUGCUGGCCUUUACAAAAAAAAAAAAAAAGAAGAAGAAGAAAAAGAAAUAUUCGUGUGAUUUUGGUAUGAUUCGUAAUCUUGAAAUGCUAAUGAGAUUGAAUUGAAAUUAACCACUGUUAAACGUUAGGUAUACAUUCGUCGUGUACUUACAUCACUUCCUACGUUCUUCUAAUUCUCUAUCGACAAUAAACAUAAAAUAUAAAACAAUAUAUAACAGGGAAAUAUUUAAAACAGAAAGAACGAUUUCGUUUACCACUAUUUCUAAUAAAUGAAAAAUCGAUUUAGCAUUUGAAGGUUAAAACACCAAAAUCUAGAUAACUGUACAGAACGCGAUGAAAAAAAAAUCAGAAAGUACCGAGGAUAUUUCGGUGCGGUGGUGUUAUAUGUAUAAUAUGUAUAGUACAGAAAGAACUAAGUUCAACGCAAAACAAAUUUUUAGCCCAAUCAGAAAAGAACUCGAGACACUCUGUAUACGUUUGGAUUUUACUCCACGAGAGCUAUUUUCUAUGCGUCUCUUAUCUUCCACUGCCCGUAUCCAAUGGUCGACCAGAUCUCACGAAUAUUCAAUUUUACGUGUUCUCAUCACUCUCGUUAAACAAUCAAAGCACUCGUUAUCUAACAAAGAGACAUUCACAAUAUAAUUAGUUAUUUCACUAUAAUUAGUUAGAGCACAUAGGACACGAUUGAUCUCUCUAUCCUUAAUCUAUCAAUAAAAAAAAAACUGCCGACGAUGCUUGCAAUUCGAAUCCCCCCGCGAACAAGAGAAAAGAAAGGAAUAGCAUUUUUUUCGAGGUUCAUGCCAUUUUUUACAUAUUUUCAAUCAGAGUACAAUUACUUGGAAUCCCGACGAGUAACGUUUCUUGGUAUAAAAUAUCGUCGACUUUUAUCGAAUUAGGAUUUUCUGGCCGGAACUGUACACGCAUGUUUACAUUUAGAAAAACGAUUUAUGAAAAAAAAGAUUUAUGAAAAUAAACGACUGCAUGGAUCGUUCAUCCCUUUAAGUAGAUUUUGAUACACUCCAACGGCGAAUUAAUGAAUCGACGCACAACUAGAUACCUUACAUGUAAAUAGCAUAUUUUUUCACUAACGGAUAUUCUCUCUUGUUAAAGAUUUAAACGGACGAAGUCGCUCCACGAUAUUUGCGAAAGCGUUCGGUUCGCCGGUUCGCCGGUUCGCCAUUUUCAGUACGAAGGGAGCACGAACCGAUUGGCCUACUUUACAACAUUCGUAUUAUAGCCGAAAGUACUUGUUUAAGAAGUAAUACGCAGUUCUCUCGCUUUCGUUUAAGAGCGAAAAUCGCACAGAUCGUCAUGUUCCUUUACAAAAAAUAUAGAUUUACGUCUAAUCGUAAGUGUAACUGUCAUGAAAGUCACGCACGAUUAUUAUUAUUUUAUCGAUUACUUUCUUCUUUUUAUCACUAAUUACAAAGGUCUAACAGUAUUAGAAAAAAAACCAUUCUUUACCGUGGUGUUAAGGAUUAUAUCGAAUAAUAACAAUAUAUAUUUGUUUUUCGAGUUUAAGAACGAUUUAAUAAAUAAUAAAAAAAAAAUCGAAUCCACUAGACGCGGAGUAAACCGAUGCAAAAGUUCUACCGAAAGACUGGACAUCAGAAUAAUCAAGAUGAGUACAUACUUAUAUGUAUUUUAUGCAAUCACGACCCGAUAACGUUAUGUCUUAAGAGAACGAGGCUGUCUUGCAUCUCAUAUUUAUGAAUGAAUUAUUGAUACAACUAUAUAUUGUAUACCGUUCUCUACUGUACUGUUGUCAUAGAUAUUUUGUUGUAUAAAAGAAUGCGAGAUAUGUACAAGCAUACAAAUGAAUAUAUUAUAUGUUUAAAAUAA
Messenger RNA from Bombus huntii, 10904 nucleotides. Its product is annotated as endoplasmic reticulum aminopeptidase 2-like. NCBI's taxonomy places the organism in Eukaryota, Metazoa, Arthropoda, Insecta, Hymenoptera, Apidae. Gene Ontology annotation, biological process: peptide catabolic process; proteolysis. Gene Ontology annotation, cellular component: cytoplasm. The record is from RefSeq and is a predicted model, not a curated record. The coding region runs from base 4190 to 7111 and encodes 973 amino acids. The transcript has 14 exons. Gene Ontology annotation, molecular function: metalloaminopeptidase activity; peptide binding; zinc ion binding.